This is a messenger RNA of Ilyonectria robusta, 1071 nucleotides long. RefSeq names its product vacuolar ATP synthase subunit D. The record is from RefSeq and is a predicted model, not a curated record. The transcript has 6 exons. Lineage: Eukaryota; Fungi; Ascomycota; Sordariomycetes; Hypocreales; Nectriaceae. Bases 144 to 920 code for a protein of 258 amino acids. Gene Ontology annotation, cellular component: fungal-type vacuole membrane; vacuolar proton-transporting V-type ATPase complex. Gene Ontology annotation, biological process: vacuolar acidification. Gene Ontology annotation, molecular function: proton-transporting ATPase activity, rotational mechanism.
AUUACAUAGCUACGAGGGACCUAUCUUAGCGCCUUGGCUGUGUGACGACACAGCGUUGUCUCGAAGCUCUCCCAAUUCCUCCCUCAUCCGCUUGAUAACCGGGACGAGCUACACUCUGGUCAACGAGUGAUUCAACUGUCAACAUGUCGGGCGCCGCAGACCGCGAAGCCGUCUUCCCCACCCGGCAGUCGCUGGGCCUCAUGAAGGCGAAGCUCAAGGGAGCUGAGACCGGGCACAACUUGCUAAAGAGGAAGAGCGAGGCGUUGACCAAACGAUUCAGAGAGAUUACCAGGCGAAUCGACGAAGCCAAGCGCAAGAUGGGUCGUGUGAUGCAGAUUGCUGCUUUCUCACUCGCCGAAGUUACCUAUGCUGUGGGCGGCGACAUUGGAUACCAAGUCCAGGAGUCCGCCAAAUCCGCUCGAUUCCGAAUCCGCACCAAGCAGGACAAUGUUUCGGGUGUUCUUCUCCCGGCGUUUGAGAGCUACCUCACCGAAGGCAACAACGAUUUUGGGCUGACGGGUCUGGGCAAGGGAGGCCAGCAAGUUCAGCGAUGCAGGGAGACUUACGCGCGGGCUGUGGAAGCUCUGGUUGAGCUGGCAAGUUUGCAGACUGCUUUUGUGAUUCUCGAUGAGGUUAUCAAAGUUGUGAACCGACGAGUCAAUGCUAUCGAGCACGUCAUCAUCCCACGAACAGAAAACACGAUCAAGUAUAUCAACUCAGAGCUUGACGAGCUGGAUCGUGAGGAGUUUUACCGACUGAAGAAGGUUGCAAACAAAAAACAGCGCGAUACUGCAGCCGCAGAUGCGGAGAUGAAGGCCAAGCGAGAAGCGCGGGCGGCUCAAGGCGUGAAGCCUCAGAGUGAAGAUUCUGGGCCAUCAGACAUUCUCGCUGCUGAGGACGAGGAGGAUGUUAUCUUUUGAGGAUGCCCCAGAUCAGAACCUAGGAGUAGAAGGACAAAGCGACUGAAUGGACGCAGAUGGGUAGAACAUGAAUCCACCCAGCACUUCAUGUCCCACGCCAACAGGUGUGGGAGGGACAGGGUCAAUAGGAGGAAAGGAGUAAGCAUGAUUA